CCACGCCCACGUAAAAACAACCCCCUCUUGGUCUUUGCUAUGCCCACGCUCGUGCGUCGGUCGUACUCGAAGGAGGAAACUGGGUCAGGCAUACUCGAGGCAGGCCGAGUCAGGCCGAGGCUCGAGAGUCGUCCAGGAGUUUUCGACUCGAACCAGUCCCUUCGAAAACUAUCCCGAAGCCCAUCGUCGUCGUCGUCGUCGUCGUCACCGUCGUCGUCGUCGUCGUCGUCGUCAUAGUCGUCGUCAUAGUCGUCGUCAUAGUCGUCUUUGUAAUCGUCAUUAUUAUCAUCAUCGUCGUCGUCGUUGUCGUCGUCGUAGUCGUCGUUUCUCAAAUCGUCAGCUCAAUUUCGUGCCACGAUUUGCCUUCGAAGAAAAUCCUUUUCGAAUUUUGAUCAAUCAAUUAUAUAAUAAUUUAAAAAGGACGAUCAAUCGACGAAGGGAUAAGUAAGGGACUGAAGCGAGGGACACAAGCAGAGACAUGGACAAUGUGCAAAUGAUCGGCACUAAAAUCACAGCGAUCAAGGAAUACUUAUAUAACUUUGCAAGGACGCACUCACCCACAAGACUAAUGAGUAACGAAAAUACCUACUCCCUCUCCAGGGAACACUGUAACCUCAAAUACUCGGACAUCCUGCCUCACAAUGCCGAAAGUUAUCCAGCGACGAAAGAGUUCCUGAUGAAGGUCGUGGACAUCCUAUUGGAUUACAUCAAAGCAACGAACGAUCGAAACGCUAAGGUCCUAGAUUUUCGUCAUCCAUCCGAAAUGAUUCGUUUGCUUGAUCUCGAGAUACCUGACACUGGUCUGACUUUGCAACAACUAUUGAUCGACUGUUCGACGACAUUAAAGUAUCAAGUGAGAACGGGACAUCCACAUUUCUUCAAUCAACUGUCCUGUGGUCUUGAUCUGGUGUCGAUGGCCGGCGAAUGGUUGACGGCGACGGCGAAUACAAACAUGUUCACUUACGAGAUCGCUCCUGUUUUCAUACUAAUGGAAAAUGUUGUACUUCAAAAGAUGAGGGAAUUGAUCGGUUGGAAUUGUGGCGAUUCGAUCCUAGCACCAGGUGGAUCCAUCAGCAAUUUAUAUGCGUUCCUAGCGGCAAGACAUAAAAUGUUUCCUUCGUACAAAGAACGUGGUCUUUCAUCGAUAGGAGGCCAACUCGUUAUGUUUACGUCCGAUCAGUGUCAUUAUUCCGUGAAAUCGUGCGCUGCCGUUUGCGGCUUGGGUACCGACAAUUGCGUCAUGGUACCGAGCGACGAACGUGGUCGAAUAAUACCAUCGAAAUUGGAAGAACUUAUCCUAGAACGCAAGGCCAAAGGUCACAUACCAUUCUUUGUAAAUGCAACAGCAGGGACAACCGUGAUCGGCGCAUUCGAUUCAAUACCAGAGAUAGCUGAUAUUUGCAAGAAAUACAAGCUUUGGCUUCACGUAGAUGCAGCUUGGGGCGGUGGUUUACUUCUAUCUCGAAAGUACAGACAUCCAAGAUUGACUGGCAUCGAACGGGCCGACUCGGUUACGUGGAAUCCGCACAAAUUGAUGGGAACUUUACUUCAGUGUUCGACCAUACACUUCAAGCAGGAUGGUCUAUUAAUUAGCUGUAAUCAAAUGUCAGCGGAAUACUUGUUCAUGACCGAUAAACUCUACGACGUACAAUAUGAUACCGGUGACAAAGUUAUUCAAUGUGGUCGUCACAAUGACAUUUUCAAACUCUGGCUACAAUGGCGAGCUAAAGGUACGGAAGGUUUUGAAAAACACAUGGACAGGUUAAUGGAACUAACAGAAUAUAUGGUCAGACGUAUCAAACAAAUGCCAGACCGAUACUACUUGAUUCUCGAGCCUGAAAUGGUGAACGUUUGUUUCUGGUAUUUGCCAACGCGCGUUAGAAAUAUGCCGCACGGUCCGGAAAGAGAAAAGAUUUUGGGCGAAAUCUGCCCGAUCCUGAAAGGUCGCAUGAUGCAAGCUGGUACAUUAAUGGUUGGUUAUCAACCCGAUGAUAGGAGACCCAACUUCUUUAGAAAUAUCAUUUCGAGUGCUGCAGUUACAGAAGCUGACGUUGAUUUCCUAUUGGCUGAGAUGGAUCGACUGGGUCACGAUCUCUAAGCUAUCUGCCUAAUAAUAUAAAAUUGAUCGAUCGAUCUUCUCAUCCUAUCCGACUCAUCCUAUCGAUACGGAUAAAACCGCACGAACGACGAUUGAUCUAAAUUGAGAGAAAAACUAUAUUGACGAAUAAUAUUUAUUUAGAUGUGUACAAAACUCACGUGGCCAAAACUCAGAUUCGCAUAAUUCAUGAAAUAUUAAUCGUAAUUAAUCGUAAGAAACAUGCGUUAAUACGGGCGGAUGCAUGCGGCCUCUUUUUAUUUUUGUUUUGUUUUGUUUUGUUUUGUUUUGUUUUCUAUAGAAUAAUCAGUCGAUUAUGAUCAUCUUCGAUCAUAUUUAAAAAUCUAAUUUUAAUAUCAUGUUUUUUUUUCCUUUUUUUUUAUAAGAAACGAUCUUUUCAUCGACGAACUAUUCAUAAACUUUUUUCUUUAUAUAUGUUUUUUUUAUUUUAUUAAAAAAAAUUAAAUUAGAUAUUUUAUGUGUAUAUAUAGAUAUAUACGUUGUUGUUAUUUAUUGAAAAAAAAAAUAAUAAUAAAUAAAUUAAUAUAUUAAAGUUUAAAUUCGAGCCUGAUGCACCGAACGCAUUCGUUAAUCGUUCCUUAGGACAACAUAGGUAUUAACAUAAUUCGUUUAUAAGUGUUGACAUCAUUGUUUAAAUAAAGAAACUAAUAGCGUACGAAGAAUGAUCGCAAGUUGUUAACGCAAGUGUGAGCGUCUGUUAAAACAAAAGAAAAAUAAAUGAAUAAAUAACAAUAACAAAAUGAAUACGAAGAAAAAGAAGAAAAAAAAUAAGAAAGAGAAAAGGAUAUAAAAAGACAACAAACUGACGAUGGUUAAAAGAUACUCAUAGUGUUUAAGAUAUUUAGAUCUGUAAGGGAAAUACACAACAGCAUAUCCAUAUGAAAAUAAUUACAAGAGAAAAAAGAAAAAAAAGGAAAAAAAAAAAAGAUAAAAAAAAUGUUACAACAAAGUAGAUAUUUCCGGCCGUAUAAAAAGUUAAAUAAAAUAAAUAAAUGAAUAAAUAAAUACCAAAAAAAAAUA
Messenger RNA from Vespa mandarinia (Asian giant hornet), 3136 nucleotides. It is a transcript of the gene Gad1, whose product is annotated as glutamate decarboxylase. NCBI's taxonomy places the organism in Eukaryota, Metazoa, Arthropoda, Insecta, Hymenoptera, Vespidae. Gene Ontology annotation, molecular function: glutamate decarboxylase activity; pyridoxal phosphate binding. The record is from RefSeq and is a predicted model, not a curated record. Gene Ontology annotation, biological process: GABA biosynthetic process. Gene Ontology annotation, cellular component: cytoplasm.